Molecule: messenger RNA, 1570 nt
Organism: Sinocyclocheilus grahami
Lineage: Eukaryota; Metazoa; Chordata; Actinopteri; Cypriniformes; Cyprinidae
Product: poly [ADP-ribose] polymerase 12
Exons: 4
Coding region: 237-1019 (260 amino acids)
Cellular component (GO): nucleus
Molecular function (GO): NAD+ poly-ADP-ribosyltransferase activity; metal ion binding
Source: RefSeq, a predicted model, not a curated record
CAAGGAAUAAAUUGAUAAAUAAACCAUGACUGCAUAACAGCAAAAGUAGGUGGCGAUAUGCACACAGGAUGUAACACGCCAAAAAACGGAAGAAGAAGAUGUGAGAGUUGCCCGCACCAAGAUGGCGGCCACGUUGACGUGCGGUCAAUGAGGCGUCUAGGUAUUUAUUAACUCUAUGCUCUGAGUCAGUGUUCAGAGAUUCGAACUCUGCGCGACUCGGUUCGGUGUCAGAAAUCAUGGCGGAGGAAACGAUCCUGAAAGUGUUGUGCGGGAAUCACGGAUCGAUGGAGUACGAGCGUCUUUUGGAGAUUUCAUACGGACUGAAAGAAGUGUCCGCGGAGAAUUCACUGGAUAAGAUCAUCCGCCGCAGCGACAUCUUCACCGUCGUUCAGCGAAGCGAAAGCAAAGAGGUUUUCGCGCAAACUACCGUCGGACUGUGUAGAAGGAGCGAGUGUGAGGAGCUGUGCGGAAACCUGCACCUGUGUAAAUAUGAGCUGAUGACGGGGCGCUGCUGCAGGCAGGGCUGCAGCUACGGACACCAGCUGAUGUCUGAACACAACGUGAGGAUCCUGAGAGCUCAUGGGAUGAUGUGUCUGAGUCGAGAAGAUCUGUGUGUGAUGUUUCUGCAGUCCGACAGCGGCCUCCUGCCUCCCCUGUGCAUCGCGUACAACCGAAGCCGAGGGCGGCGUGGAAGCUGUCCGGACGGAGAGACGUGCACGAGGCUGCAUGUGUGCGAGAGCUUCGUCAGAGGACGCUGCGGCGACACGGACUGCGGACGCUCGCACGAUUUCCACGAGCCUCAGGCGAGAAAAGUGCUGCGCUCCAGAGGAGUGUCGCAGCAGCUCAUGAGCUCGCUGCCCUUCAUCUACCGCAACAUCCUCGCGCUCAAGACUCAAGCGGACCGCGGGAACACGGACGUCCAGCCUCACAGAAGCUCUGACGGAGAGAGUGAGAUCUGCCUGUCGUUUGUCAGAGGAUUCUGCGGCACAGGUACGUGUGUGAUCGUGUCCGGUCACUAAAGACCCGAAGAGGUCCUGAUUUAACCUGAAUGCAUCUAUUUAGUCACGUCACACUUAUUUAUACAGCGCUAUAUUAUACAAUACACUGUUUCAAAGCAGCUAUCCUCCUUAUUCUUCAAUGCGGAAGUAAACCGAUGGGCAAAACUUCCGGUUUGUUAGACGCCUUAGAGAAAUAACGAGAAGAAUAACAACGUGCAUUACAAACCAGUGUGUUCAUAAUUAAGAUUAUACAUUAAAAUAAUAAGGUUAGACACGCCUAUCAAGCAACAAAACGAGCUAAAAAUAGCUGGAUGCGCAUGAGAUCGACAUUCUGAAAGCAUCCUUAUGAUGUUACUUGUACCUGAUGAACAUUCUAAAAACGUUAUUUUGUAACCUUUAAAAUAAUGUUCUACUCUUGACAAGAAAACUGGCCGUUUAGCGUUGUGCGAAUAUUAAAAAUAGACGUUUAAAUAUUUGGGGUGAAAGUAACGUUUUUUUGUUAGAAAUGCAUUUGUAACCUUUCAGUGACAUUAUAGCCAUGACCACCUUAGAAACAUUUUAAAAUAAUGUUC